AUGGGAGGAGACAGUGCAAUUUGCUUAGAUUGGGAGUUCACAUCAUCUCCGAAUAAGGCUCGAACUGUCGUUUUAGUUGGAAAAACCGGUAACGGAAAAAGCUCAACAGGGAACACUUUAUUGGGGAGAAAGGCAUUUUAUUCCAAGACUAGCUCAGGCAGUGUUACUGCCACAUGUGAGCUUCAGAGAACCAGGCUCGAAAAUCGGUCUCUACUUAAUGUUAUCGACACACCUGGGUUGUUUGAUUUUUCGGGUGGAGAAGAUCAAGUUGGGAAGGAAAUCGUCAAGUGCAUUGACAUGGCGAAUAAUGGUAUCCAUGCUGUCCUGUUUGUCCUGUCCGUCAGGUCGCGUUUUUCACGAGAGGAGAAAGCUGCUAUCGAGAGCAUGAUUGAAAUCUUCGGUGAGAAAAUUACCAAUUACAUGAUUUUAAUUUUUACCGGUGGUGAUGACCUGGAGGAGAAUGAAGAGACUCUCGAUGAUUACUUGGGUCGUGAUUGUCCCGAUCCUUUGAAGGAAAUUAUCGAAAAAUGUGGACAUAGGUGCAUUUUAUUUGAUAACCGGACCAAAGAUCCGAAUAAGAGGCUCGAACAAGUUGAGAAACUUAUUGCUCUAGUUGAUGAAGUUGUGAAGUACAAUGGAAAAAAACCGUAUACAAACAAACUUUUUCAACUGCAGGCGACACAAAAACUGCGUGUGCAAGAAGCUGCUGAAGGCUCAUCCAAAUUUCAGGAGCAAAUUAAGAGAUAUGAAAAACAGAUUAAGAAAAUGGCUGAUAUGAUCGAGUCGAAACUCAGAAAGGCGACUGAAAAGCUUGUGCAGCAACUGGCUGAGGAGCAAAAGGCUCGGCUCAAGGCAGAAGAAGAGGCCAAAGCCUCUCGCGAUCAUUUGAAUGAAGAAAUCCGUAAAAUGAAGUUUGAUUUGCACAAUGCUGAAAGAGAAAUAGCUGACAAGAUAGAAGCAGCAAAAUUUCGAUGCAUUAUUAUGUGA
Messenger RNA from Striga hermonthica, 987 nucleotides. The record is from the annotation of a GenBank genome assembly. Lineage: Eukaryota; Viridiplantae; Streptophyta; Magnoliopsida; Lamiales; Orobanchaceae.